AUGGUUGAUUACUUUAUAGAUUUAGCCAGAACUAUAGGAGUUCUUACGGACCCAUAUAUUAGUCCUUUAGAAAAUGUCCUAAAAACAACAUUGAAUUCAACAUUUCCACAAGUGUAUCAAAAUCUCGAAGAAAUAUUAGAAAAUAACAAAUCACCUUUCGUUGAUAAAUUACCAUUAAUGAAUCUAUUUCAUGUAUUAAUAAUUACCAUUGGUUAUUUAUCGACAAUCUAUAUUGGUAAAAUGAUCAUGUCAAAUCGAGAUAAGGUAUCAGUUAAAUGGUUAAGCAUAAUGCAUAAUUUGAAUUUGGUGGUUUUAAGUGCUUAUAUGUGUGUCACGGUAUUAAGUGAAGCUUGGAGAAGAGGAUAUUCAUUAUUUGCUAACGCUGACGAUAGAUCUGAGGAAGGAUUUCAGAAGAAUAAUCAUCAAAUUUCAUUUUUACAUGUUUAUCAUCAUUUUUCAAUCUUUAUUAUUUGGUGGUGGGUAACUUACGUGGCACCUACUGGUGAAGCUUAUUUUAGUGCUGCUUUAAAUUCAGCCGUCCAUGUAGUAAUGUAUGGAUAUUACCUAAGCACCGUAUUAUCAGUUCCUAUUCGAUUUCUUAAAAAAUAUAUUACAUUAUUUCAAAUGACCCAAUUUUCAUUAAAUAUGAUUCAAGCUAGUUGGGAUCUAUUUUAUUUUAAAAUUUAUAAUCCUACUUCAAAUAGUUAUCCCUUUAGUUCAACUAUUUUACUUUGGUUUUAUAUGUGGACCAUGUUGGGAUUAUUUGCUGAUUUCUUUAGAAAAGAUCGAAAACGUGAAAAGGAACAAUCAAUCAAGAAGAAAGGUCAGUGA
Molecule: messenger RNA, 831 nt
Organism: Diversispora eburnea
Lineage: Eukaryota; Fungi; Glomeromycota; Glomeromycetes; Diversisporales; Diversisporaceae
Source: the annotation of a GenBank genome assembly